GUCCGGCCUCAGAUUAAUAUUUUGUGUGUAAGAUUAUGCUUAUUUCUAAUGAUUAAGAAAAACUUAAUUUCAGAAGGAGAAAAGAAGGAAAUGGAUAUUUGGAAAAGUAAAGACAAAGAAGUUACCUUCAAUUACAGCUCCACCAACAACAUUAAAAUAAACAGAACAAAAUGAAGCAGAUGUGGAAAAAACCAAGCAUUCUGAAUCUGCAGUUACUGCUACUGAAGUUGUUAUUCUCAGUGGUGUUUCACAAGAUAAUUCAGAAGAAUCUGAACCUUUUAAAACUGUGAAUGGUGUUCCUCAAUCAAUAUAUAAGUGCUAGAAAGAGAUUCAAGAAUUUGCAGCCAUCAAAAUUCAAACUGCAUUUACCGGUUACCUAGCAAAGAAGGCUUUUGAGGGCAUUGAAGGGAAUAGUGAAACUUGAAGCUAUCAUUCGCGGGAGAGGAGUGAGACGCCAAGCAAUGAGUAUUCUUAAGAGCCUACAAUCCAUUGUAAGUAUCCAAUCAAAGAUAUGUGCAAGGAGACUGCAAAUGGUUGAAGGAAGAUGGGAGGAUUGUGUUGAAGAUGAAGACAUGCAUUAUUCUAAAGACAAGAUAAUUCGAAUGGACUCAAACAGUGAAAGACAGUGGGAUAGGAGUACUUUAUUGAAGGAAGAGGUAGACACUUCACAUGAUCAAGAAAGAAGCCAUUAUUAAGAGAGAAAGGAUAAAAGAAUACACAUCUAAUCAUAGAUUGUAAUUUCAGCUAAAUUCACUAUAAUUAACCAAUGCAACAACACAGUAUGGCCAGCUUCAUAUAACACAAGUGGAAAUGCAAUCCUUGCAACCACCGGAUUCAAUUUAACAUCGGGUGAGAAUUCAACAAUCAUGGCACCGGCCAAAUGGAGCGGCCGUAUCUGGGGUCGGUCCCUUUGCGAUGGAAACUUCUCCUGCGUCACAGGCGAUUGUGGAUCCGGCAAAUUAGUGUUGGUAGUAUGUAACAAGCGAAGUGAAUUACCACUUGUGACGUUAGCAGAAUUCACUUGGAAUGGUUUUAACGAUCAAAAUUUGUAUAAUGUCAGCUUACUAGACGGUUAUAACGUUCCAAUGGAUGUGGUUCCGUUAGGUGGUUCUGGAAAGUGUAACAGUACAGGUUGUUCUACGGAUUACAAUGUUGUCUUUUGUCCUACCUCCAAUAAUGUCAGAUUAGGAUCAUUGGAUCAAGGUGGAAUUGUGAGUGUUGGUGAGUCACUUACUGCUGGCAGUGAGACAGCCUCAUGGCUCUCUUCUUCAGGAGAUUUUGCAUUUGGAUUUUACCAAAUUCCUGAUGAACUUUUCCUUCUAGCUAUAUGGUAUGCCAAUAUACAAAAUGAUUCCAUCAUUUGGUAUGCAAAUGGAGACAACCCUGCUCCUAUAGGAUCAACAUUGGUAUUAAAUAAUUCUAGUGGAUUGGUUCUCACCAACCCCCAAGGUCUAGAGCUAUGGAGAUCAGAUUUCACGUCAGGUACGAUUUCUAAUGGUAUAAUGAAUGAUGUCGGAAACUUUCAAUUGCGAGAUAAAAAUUCAUUUGCAAUCUGGGACAGUUUCAGUCAUCCAACUGACACAUUACUUCCUAAUCAAGUAAUGGAAUUAAAUGGAAGUCUUUCUUCGCGACAAGGAGUAUUUAACUUCUCGCGUGGAAGGUUCAAACUUCAAUUACAAGAUGAUGGAAAUCUUGUGCUCAACCUUGUAAAUUUGCCAAGUAACUAUAGUUAUGAUCCUUACUAUAGUUCUGACACCAAUAGUGAUGAUAAGAAUCAAUCAAAUGUUGGCCAGCGUUUGAUAUUUGACAAAUCGGGUUUCUUAUACAUAGAGAGAAAAGGAGGGGAGAACUUUUCUAUCAGUAGCCCAAAUGCGGCAUUCUCAACUAAUGAUUUCUACUACAAAGCAACAAUGAAUUAUGACGGAGUUUUCACUAUAGCAUCGUACCCUAAAGAUCAAACAACAGGACACGGUUGGGUCAUGGCAAAGACAAUACCAGAAAACAUAUGCUUGUAUUCUUCAUUCCGAGAUGAAGGUGUAUGUGGGUUUAAUAGCAUUUGCACCCUUACAAAUGAUCAAAGGCCGAAUUGUACAUGUCCAGAUAAAUAUUCCCUAAUUGAUUCAAAUAACAUGUAUGCCGGUUGCAUACCGAAUUUUCAAGUUAUUUGUCAAGCAGGUGGGAAUUGGGGUUCAAAAGAUGAUCUAUAUACAAUGAAGGAAUUGCCAAAUACUGAUUGGCCUCAAUCUGAUUAUGAAAAAAUAAGCCCGUCUAGUUUACAAGAAUGUAAGGAAUCUUGUUUGCACGAUUGCUUAUGUGUAUUGGCUCAUUUCGAUCAAAGUUCCUGUUGGAAAAAGAAGCUCCCGGUUUCUUAUGGAAGAAAUGAUCAAACCGUAAAAGGAAUUUCUAUAAUAAAAUUGAUGAAAAUUGAUCAUUCGUCCUCCUUGUCAAAUGAGAAGAAAGAUCAUGAUACUUUGAUAAUUGUGAUUUUAGUUCUUUUGGGAAGCUCUGUCUUUGUCAUUUUAACCUUGUUAGGUAUAAUGUUUUUGAGGUUUCGUUACAACCGCAAAAAGAUCAGUAGUAGUAGAAACAACCAUAGUAAUUUUGUUAACAAUAACUUGCGCAAUUUUAGCUUUAAGGAAAUCAUCGAAGCAACAAGUAACUUUAGAGAAGAGUUAGGAAGAGGAUCUUGUAGCAUUGUGUACAAGGGAACAAUCGAGAUGAUAAUCAAUGUGGCAGUUAAGAAACUAGAUAAGUUGAUCCAAGAUAGUGAUAAGGAGUUUCAAACUGAAAUGAGUGUGAUAGGUCAAACUCAUCAUAUAAAUCUCGUUCGACUUGUUGGUUAUUGUAACGAGGGACAACAUCGGAUUUUGGUAUAUGAGUUAAUGACCAAUGGCACUUUAGCAAGCUUUCUUUUCACCCCUUUAAAGCCAAAUUGGAACCAAAGAGUCCACAUUGCUCUUGGGAUUGCAAGAGGUCUUGUUUAUUUACAUGAGGGAUGUUGCACUCAAAUCAUCCAUUGUGAUAUAAAACCCCAAAAUAUACUUCUAGAUGAUCAACACAAUACUAGGAUUUCAGAUUUUGGACUAGCAAAGCUACUAUUGAUUAAUCAAAGCCACACUGAAACUGGAAUUAGAGGAACCAAAGGGUAUGUUGCACCAGAUUGGUUUAGGAGUUCUCCAAUAAGUGCAAAGGUUGACACUUAUAGUUUUGGUGUAUUGUUGUUAGAGAUUAUUUGUUGUAGAAAAAAUGUAGAAAAAGAAUUUUUCACUGAAGAAAAGGGGAUUUUAACUGAUUGGUCUUAUGAUUGCUAUAAGAAUAAAAGACUUGACAUUCUUCUAGAAAGUGAUAAUGAGGUUGGCAGUGCCAUGAUGAGUUUGGAAAAGUUGGUCAUGAUUGUUAUAUGGUGCAUUCAAGAAGAUCCUUCUUUUAGGCCAACAAUGAAAGAGGUUUUACUGAUGUUAGAGGGAAAUGUUGAAGUUGUGGUUCCCCAAAGUCCCUAUCUUUAUGGUUCUGUAACAUUGUAAUUAAAACUUGUUUCCUUAAAAGAUAUUUCAGUAUUGCCUUAUGUU
Messenger RNA from Trifolium pratense (red clover), 3569 nucleotides. Its product is annotated as G-type lectin S-receptor-like serine/threonine-protein kinase LECRK3. NCBI's taxonomy places the organism in Eukaryota, Viridiplantae, Streptophyta, Magnoliopsida, Fabales, Fabaceae. The record is from RefSeq and is a predicted model, not a curated record. The transcript is spliced from 5 exons. Bases 867 to 3524 code for a protein of 885 amino acids. Gene Ontology annotation, molecular function: protein serine/threonine kinase activity; ATP binding. Gene Ontology annotation, biological process: protein phosphorylation.